AUGGCUGUUCGAGCACAAUUUGAAAACUCCAACGAGGUUGGCGUUUUCUCAACAUUAACAAAUUCAUACGCCCUGGUGGCGGUUGGUGCGAGCGAGAACUUUUACAGUGUGUUCGAGGCCGAGCUACAGGACGUCAUUCCCAUCUGCAGGACAACAAUUGCUGGCACGCGGAUCAUUGGGCGGUUAACAGCUGGAAACCGCAAGGGCCUCCUCGUGCCGACAACCACAACCGACCAGGAGCUCCAACACCUGCGCAACAGCUUGCCGGACGAGAUCCGGAUUCAGCGCAUCGAGGAGCGGCUGUCGGCGUUGGGCAACGUCAUCGUGACCAACGACCACACGGCGCUGAUCCACCCGGACCUGGAGCGCGAGACGGAGGAGAUUAUUGCCGACGUGCUGGGCGUCGAGGUGUUCCGGCAGACGGUGGCGGACAAUGUGCUGGUGGGGAGCUACAUGGCGCUGAGCAACCGGGGCGGCCUGGUGCACCCAAAAACGAGCAUCCAGGACCAGGACGAGCUGAGCAGUCUGCUGCAGGUGCCCCUCGUGGCCGGGAGCGUGAACCGCGGCAGCAAUGUCAUUGGAGGUGGCAUGGUGGUCAACGACUGGAUGGCGGUUACGGGGCUGGACACGACGGCGCCCGAGCUUAGUGUCAUUGAGAGUGUGUUCCGCCUAGGCGAAGGCGCGGCGCCGGGGGCGAUUAAUACUAGCAUGAAGGAGACGAUGGUGGAGUCGUUCUACUGA
Messenger RNA from Canariomyces notabilis, 741 nucleotides. RefSeq names its product translation initiation factor 6. Gene Ontology annotation, molecular function: ribosomal large subunit binding. Lineage: Eukaryota; Fungi; Ascomycota; Sordariomycetes; Sordariales; Chaetomiaceae. Gene Ontology annotation, cellular component: nucleolus; cytosol; preribosome, large subunit precursor. Gene Ontology annotation, biological process: ribosomal subunit export from nucleus; maturation of 5.8S rRNA; assembly of large subunit precursor of preribosome. The transcript has 3 exons. Bases 1 to 741 code for a protein of 246 amino acids. The record is from RefSeq and is a predicted model, not a curated record.